AGCCCAUAAACCAAUACCACGUGGCAAGAGAAGAGUGCAUAUUUCAAAGGCACACGAACAUGUGAUUGGGAUCACCAACCACCACUUUCACUUAUCCAUUUCCAUUUCCAAUACACAUUCGCACGCAGUGCUGCAACUGCUUUUUUACUUUUUCUCCGCCAAAAUCAAAAGCCGUUAUUCCACCGUUCAGAAUGGCGUUACCGGUGGUGGUAGACGCUGAGUAUCUCAAAGAGAUCGAAAAAGCUCGCCGCGAUCUCCGAGCACUCAUCGCCAACAGAAACUGCGCUCCUAUCAUGCUUCGCUUAGCUUGGCACGAUGCUGGUACUUAUGAUGCUAAGACGAAAACCGGUGGACCUAAUGGUUCAAUUCGGAACGAGGAAGAGUAUUCUCACGACGCUAACAAUGGAUUGAAGAAAGCUAUUGAUUUCUGUGAGGAAGUGAAAGAAAGGCAUCCUAAGAUUUCAUAUGCAGACCUUUAUCAGCUUGCGGGUGUUGUUGCAGUUGAGAUUACUGGGGGUCCCACAGUCAACUUUGUUCCUGGAAGAAGGGAUUCAAAAGUAUGUACCAGAGAUGGGCGACUUCCCGAUGCUAAACAAGGUGUGUCGCAUCUACGUGAUAUCUUUUAUCGCAUGGGCUUGACUGACAAGGAUAUUGUUGCACUGUCUGGAGCACAUACCCUGGGAAGAGCACAUCCAGAGAGAUCAGGGUUUGAUGGACCAUGGACAGAGGACCCUCUGAAGUUUGAUAACUCAUAUUUUCAGAUACUUUUGGAACAAGAUUCUGCAGCGCUACUUAAACUUCCAACUGACAGGGCUUUAUUGGAUGAUCCUGAAUUUCGUCGUUAUGUUGAGCUGUACGCGAAGGACGAGGAUGCAUUUUUUCGAGAUUAUGCUGAAUCACAUAAGAAACUUUCAGAGCUUGGCUUUGUGCCAAGUUCAAAGGCCACAGGUCCUAAGGAUGCGACCGUACUGCUACAAAGUGCUGCUGGAGCUGUAGUUGCCGCUGCAGUGGUGAUCCUCGGUUACUUGUACGAGAAUAGCAAAAGAAAGAAGUAGACUUUGAUUUGAUCAGCCUUGUUGGAUGUCACAUUUCUGUAGGCCCUUAAUAAGCAGUAUUGAGUUCAUUUUUGAAGUUUCGGUCUUUGUUUUCUUAGUACACCAAUAAGAAUAAUGCUACAUUCUCCAGCUGUUGGGUAUAUGAAUAGACACUAAAUACAACUGAAUAUUCCAUUUAA
Messenger RNA from Trifolium pratense (red clover), 1234 nucleotides. RefSeq names its product L-ascorbate peroxidase 3. NCBI's taxonomy places the organism in Eukaryota, Viridiplantae, Streptophyta, Magnoliopsida, Fabales, Fabaceae. Bases 192 to 1055 code for a protein of 287 amino acids. The record is from RefSeq and is a predicted model, not a curated record. The transcript has 9 exons. Gene Ontology annotation, biological process: cellular response to oxidative stress; response to reactive oxygen species; hydrogen peroxide catabolic process. Gene Ontology annotation, molecular function: heme binding; peroxidase activity.